GUACCUCAUCACCGCUUUAAAUUUGUUCAUAUCCCACCCUCCUCUCUACACUAAUAUGUAAGCACCCUGUACCAAAGCUAGAGUAGAUAUAAUCAAUGACAGUUGGUGAGGACUGCUUCGAUUUUACUGACCUUCACGACCCAGGAGACUCGUCAAUUUUGCCCAGUCUUCAUGAAGUUUCAGAGAGCCAACUGUGUGUGCCUCCUGACUCGUUAGAAGGCUUGGAAUGGGAAUGGUUCCCCAGCUUCUCCGAAGAUUUUAUUAGUUGGAACCAAAAAGGCUCGUUUUGUGUUGGGAGUGACCAGCCUUGUACAUAUGAACUUGUGGAGAAUGGAGCUGUGAAUGAAGAUUGGGUCAGAAUUUAUGGGGACGCAGUAAGCAGCUUUACGAAGAAGAAGAAAAGGUCGAGGAAGAGGACGACGCCACGGUCGGUGGGGAUGGACAGCAAGAGGUGCAGCCACUGCGAAACGGAGGAGACGCCACAAUGGAGGUAUGGGCCUGAGGGGCCCAAGACACUGUGCAAUGCGUGUGGUAUGAGGUUCAAGUCCGGAAGGCUCCCGCCGGAGUAUCAUCCGGCCGCCAGUCCUACUUUUAAUAGCUGCAAGCAUCCUAAUUACCAUAGGAAAAUAAUGGAAAGGCGAGGAUUUAAUUGUUAAUAUGAUAUGAUUAUUUUUUUUUUUUCAUGACUUUCUUGUAUAUACAUACUUCAGAGAAUA
Messenger RNA from Prosopis cineraria, 716 nucleotides. Its product is annotated as GATA transcription factor 4-like. The transcript has a single exon. The record is from RefSeq and is a predicted model, not a curated record. Gene Ontology annotation, biological process: regulation of DNA-templated transcription. The coding region runs from base 96 to 656 and encodes 186 amino acids. Gene Ontology annotation, molecular function: sequence-specific DNA binding; zinc ion binding. Lineage: Eukaryota; Viridiplantae; Streptophyta; Magnoliopsida; Fabales; Fabaceae.